Xenia sp. Carnegie-2017 is the source of this 3830-nucleotide messenger RNA. RefSeq lists its product as uncharacterized. Bases 449 to 2353 code for a protein of 634 amino acids. The record is from RefSeq and is a predicted model, not a curated record. The transcript has 7 exons. NCBI's taxonomy places the organism in Eukaryota, Metazoa, Cnidaria, Anthozoa, Malacalcyonacea, Xeniidae. Gene Ontology annotation, molecular function: protein binding.
ACCAAUCGAAUUGCUUUUAAGGUCUUAAGAUGUAAAUAUAUCCGAGAAUAUGCUUUUCCACUACCAGCAAAGCUAAAAGAUUAAAACAGAUGUGUGGGGGUGUGGCACCAUAGAUCUCUUCAACUAAAUGUGUAUUUUUCAUAUGUAGUGUUUUCGUGUUCAUAUUUUGAUAAAUUUACCGUAAGAAUCUUUUACACUUUUUCUCGUUUAUUGUUCGCCUAAAGUAUUUUGCUAUGUCGUUGUUGAUUUUUUAGACUAUUGUUAAUAUUAAGUUCCAACAGGUAAGUGUUGCUUUUUUCUUUGUCUUUUACACGUGUUACCCGUUCAAUAAAGCUUGUCAGUCUCUCUUUAAUUUGUUUCAGAUGUUUUUAAUCCAGUGAUUACAUCUCCCUGGAAAAAUCAAAAGAAAUAUUUUCAAGGUUGUACAUAUAUUGUUAGUUACAAAGAAAUGAAAAUUUUCAUAAUCUGGAGAGUUUUUGCAGUUUUUCUCGUCGUAGAAGGACUUCCUCGACCAACUCCUGAUAAAAACAACAAACCAAGGAAACGAGAAAGCGUACCAUAUGGCUACCCAGAAGCAACAUCCGAACCUAACUAUUCAACUGAUCAGACAGAAGCAUUCACCGACACUCCUGGCUUCUCUGGAUCCAAUACGUACGAUCUGAAAUCAGCGAGCGAUGAAAAUUAUGCUGCCGACCAAAACCCCUUAACUGAUCAAGGCUAUUCAUCUAAUGCUCAAAGUGAAAAUAGUCAACAUACUGACUCUGGAACUACACAACUACCAACUGAAAAUACUCAGAUACAGAGUGACGUAAGCUCUCUACCUCAAGAAACAACAUUAUCUCCGUCUUAUGAAUAUGCGAGUGAAACCACUGAAACAACUACCGACUCGUCACAGGCACUCAGCCAAUCACCUUCUGUGACUUCUUACGAAACUAGCUCCACUGAACAAACCAACUCCGAUGCUUCUAGUGAACAGACAAGUUCAUAUGAUGAAAGUGCAUCAACUGAAGAUCAGACAACUGCUCAAGACUCAUCCACUUCCAAUGUGUAUGAUGACUACUAUAAAAACGAAAAUUUUAACCAAGACAUCGAAAAUUCUCAACAAUACAACUUGGACCAGGACAAUCCUCAAGGUACAACUACGUCAAACAUUCCCAACCCAUAUACAACCGAAAAUAAUGAUUCGGCAUCAGUCUACCUAUCGUCAUCAGCAACAGCGAACAUUCUAGACACCAAUCGUGUGGACGAUAAUAGGAAGUUAACUGAGACGAAUAAGGAAGCGACACUCGAUGGAAAUUAUACGACAACGUACCUCGAGCUACCGAAGAUUCUUCAUAAACCGGCUGUGGUUAAAUAUCUUGUCCAAAUUGCUCCAAAGAAGAAGGAUGUACCCAUUGAACAGAAAAUAGCAAUUGUGCCUCCUGACGUCAAUGGAGUCAAACGUGAACCGUUAAUCUUGUUGAAGCAGGUUAUUUCUCAUCCAACGGAGGAGCAUAUUAAUGUAAUUGUACCUAAGAGUAAUUCUGACGCUCCAAUGAAACCGAAGAUUGAAGUGAAAGGAGGCCACAUUGAUCAAGAAGUGUUAAACGUCGAGGAUACACGUGAUCCAGACCAAGAUCAGGGUGAAGUAGAUGUUCAGACUGCUGUUGAAACUGACUACGAUAAGGAUCAACAUCAAGGUCAAAACCAAGAUAAAUUGUGUCAUGAUGAGGAUGCAUGCAGAUACUAUAAUCCAAAUUUGUGUAACAAGAUCUGGAUGAAAGAUAAUUGUAAGAAAAUGUGUGGAUUGUGUAUUGCACCGGAUAAUCUCGAUAAAGAAAUGUCAUUGUCGUCAUAUUUGUCAGACAGUACCUCUCGUCAAAAAUAUUGCAAGUACAGCGGUAUAGUUCAUCAACACGGUGAGACAUGGUCACCUGGUCCCUGCGUGCCAAAAUGUCUUUGCAAUAAUGGCGAUAUAAAGUGCUCUAAACUCGAAUGUCCUGAUUUAAAUUGCGGUAGACCAAUAAAAAGACGCUGGAAAUGCUGUCCCGAGUGUUUACCCAGUUCAGGCAACGAGACCUCUUCUGUUAGAUGUGGCGUGGAAACGAACGGUGGCAAUGGAGAAAACUUUUGUUGUGUCUUUCCCUUCAACUAUCGUGGUGUCGAUUAUUUUAGAUGCACAACCACUGACGCAGAAAAACCGUGGUGCUCGGUUACGCGUAACUACGACCGUGAUGGCUUGUGGGGAAAUUGUGUUGUUAAAUUAUCAGCCACUAGCCAGAAUCAAGAUGAGACAAAUGAGAAAGCUGCAUCUAACUUAGCACCACAGCUGUCAAGAGCAGAAAAUGGCGAGACUCAACAAACAAUCAAGUGACCAAUGCGCUAAAGAACCUAACAAAUUCUUUAAACAAAGAUCAGAAUGGUAAAUCGUUGACUUCCAAAUCUUUCAAUGAAGAUCAGAAUGGUCAAUCGUUGACUUCAAAUCUUUCAAUGAAGAUCAGAAUGGUCAAUCGGCGACGAAUGAUGAACUAGAUUAUUUUGGUGUUGAUGGAACAAACCAGGAACAUGAAAAUGCAGUUUGGAAGAAUGAUUCUCGAGAUGAUUAUUAUAAAAACUUUGAAAAUGAUUUUUCUCUGGUAAAUGACGUGGUGGAUGCAAAGAAACCGUUAAAUUACGUCGACAGCAACGCCAGAAAUUCUUCCUCCACAAUAACUUUAUCGAAUACAGCAUUGAACUCGUCGUACGCUUUAAAAACUGAACAAUAUUUCCAAACAAACAGUACUUUUCUGAAGAUUUGUCACGUUCUACUUCUCAAUGGAAUAAUAUCCCGUAUCCUAGUCUUACCUCAAACCAAACUACUCCGCCAUAUGGAAAUGAAUCUUUACAAAGUGUUCAAUCGUUCUUUAGCAGCUCUAACCCUGAUGUUUCUACAAAACCAGAUUCGUAUCUUGUUCAGCUGAACUCAACUCAACCAACAACAACAACCAGUCAUGAUUUAAAUGAAUCUACUGAUUUUCAGUCGAGUUUACGUUAUAACCAGCCAAUAGAUGGUAAUUAUGGACAGGAGAGUAUUUCAAGGGACACGACAGAUAGUACGGUACCGCUGAACUAUACACAACCAAGAACAACAACCAGUCAUGAUUUAAAUGAAUCUUCUGAUUAUCAAUCAAGUUUAUAUCAUAACCAGUCAAUUGAUGGUAAUUAUGAACAGGGUAUAGCAAGAGACACGACAGACAACACGGUUCCCAAUGGGAUAGAGAAGCAGACAUCAUAUGAGAUGAACCCGAAUGCAAGUACGGCUCAAUAUGAUAAUGAUAAAUCUUCAAAUACGUGAUGUGAAAUGAGACAUAAAUGAUUCUGCUAUCCCCCAGGAAUGGUUUGUGAUUUCAUUGAAUCAAUAUGGAUAUACGAGUAUGAUUUGUUAUUUUUAUUUGAGUUCUUUACUUGUAAAACUCCAAACUUGCUGCUUUGAAUAGUACGUUAUCAACUGUCCUGAAACUUUCACUCUAGAUAAUUAGUUAAAUUACUGUUGCAAAUCUAUAGUUAUAUUUAUCAUAAAUUAUGGUCAGAAAUUUGCCAGGAAAAAUUUUGAUAGAAAUAUGUAUACGCAAUCUUGUUAUUUAUAAUAAAGUUUUACGAAAUUAGCCGUAUGAAAGUAAUAGUAAUGGCUGUACGGAAAAUUAUACUCUGGACUAUCAUAUUUAUAUAUUAAAACUCAAAUCAACACUCAGACAAUCCUAAAUUUUUAUUCACACUUUUUGAUUAGUGUGUACCGGAUACUUUUUCAAAUAUUUGUACAAUAAUUUAGGGUCGUGCGCGAAAUUAUCUCAAUAAAAUUUCAAAGAUGUCAA